AACGAGAGAACGCCAUUUUAGAGACGCUAAUGAAGUUGUUAAACGCAACAACAACAAAAAGUUAUACACGGUAUAGCUAGCUAAUAUAAGGCUGAAUUCAUUAUUGGCUGCUGUUAAUAAUUUCGUUUGCAUACGACUGUACAGUAGCGUGGAACGAGAGCAUUUCUUUUUAAGCUGUUGUGUGUUGUUGGGAAGAACAGCAGCAGGCGAAUCCGAGGUCAAAUUGGGCCAAUUUGAUCCUGAAGGCGUAGUUGGCUAACGUUAGUUCACUGGCUGAUUUGAUAAGUUUGCAAGCUAACUUAAUUGUUUCUGGUCACAGAAGAAGCAGACGUUGGGACAAAUCCCUGCGGUUUUCUCUUUCAGGAGACCAUGGCAGACGACUUUGAUGUUGAGGCUAUGCUAGAGGCUCCAUACAGAAAGGAUGAGAUAAAGUCCUCUAGUGCUAAUGGACACGAAGAGCGCAGUAGUAAGAAGAAAAAGAGGAGCCACAUUAGGAGUAGUCGGAGCCCGAGCUCUGACAAGUGCAAGAGCAAAGUUGGGAAGAAGAGCCAGGAUCGGAAAAGGAGCAAGAGUCCGGAGAAGAAACGGAGCCGCAGUAAAGAGCGCCGGCGCAGUGCUUCCCGUAGCAGGGAACAUGCUGGACGCUACAGAGGACGCCGGAGCCCCUUUCGGAAACGCUCAAGAAGUCGUAGCCCCUUCAAGAAAGACAAGAGUCCAGUAAGGAAACCAAUUGACAACCUGACCCCAGAGGAGAGGGAUACCCGCACUGUUUUUUGUAUGCAGCUGGCAGCCAGAAUCAAACCACGAGACCUGGAGGACUUCUUCUCAGCCGUGGGGAAAGUGAGAGACGUGAGGAUGAUCUCUGACAGAAACUCCAGGAAGUCAAAGGGCAUUGCCUACAUUGAGUUUCUGGAAGUGAAUUCAGUCCCGCUGGCUAUUGGCUUAACUGGUCAGAGACUUCUAGGCGUGCCCAUCAUCGUACAGGCCCCUCAGGCUGAGAAGAACAGAGCUGCAGCAAUGGCCCACAACCUUCAGAAGGGUAAUGCUGGCCCUAUGCGGCUGUAUGUGGGCUCUCUGCACUUCAACAUCACAGAGGAGAUGCUGCGAGGUGUCUUCGAGCCUUUCGGAAGGAUUGAGAGCAUACAACUGAUGAAUGACAGUGAAACUGGACGAUCCAAAGGAUAUGGUUUCAUCUCAUUUGCAGAUGCAGAGUGCGCUAAGAAGGCCAUGGAGCAGCUGAAUGGCUUUGAGCUGGCCGGACGGCCCAUGAAGGUUGGUCACGUGACGGAACGCACCGACCCCUCCAACGCCAGCUCCUUCCUGGACAACGACGAGCUGGAGAGGACAGGCAUUGACCUGGGCACCACCGGGCGCCUGCAGCUCAUGGCCCGGCUGGCAGAGGGUACUGGUCUUCAGAUCCCCCCGGCUGCACAGCAGGCUCUACAGAUGAGUGGUUCCAUCCACUCGACUCAAAUCCACUUCGUCAACAUGGCAGCUGGUACAGCUCCUGCCACCCAUUCACUGAACCUGGCUCCAAGCAGGAACCAAGCCAUGAACCUCUCAACGCAGCCACUGGCUACUCUCUGCCUACAGCUGUCCAACAUGUUCAACCCACAGUUGGAAAAUGAACCCGGCUGGGAUGUUGAGAUUCAAGAUGACGUCAUUGAGGAGUGCAACAAACACGGUGGAAUUGUCCACAUAUACCUUGACAAGGACUCCCCUCAGGGCAAAGUGUACAUAAAAUGCCCCACAAUCCCAACAGCAAUGGCUGCAGUGAAUGCGCUACAUGGGCGGUGGUUUGCAGGUAAAAUGAUCACUGCAGCGUACGUACCUUUCCCGACCUACCAUAACCUUUUCCCUGAUUCGUUAACGGCAGCCCAGUUAUUGAUGCCUGUGCGGCAAUGAUUCUACCAUGCAUGGAGUAGAUGUCACAAUGCCCGUUGGCUUCAAUAAUGUACAUCAUUUUUGCCAAUAUGUCGGGAUCUUAUUGAACGCAGUAGCAAAUUACUGUACCAGUUCCACCCUAUCUUCAUCACGCAAUGUUUUCUUGUUCAGUCUGACAGCUAUUAGAGGCUAAGCUUGAGUUCCUCUGUAGCCACACAUUUCUGUAGCUGCACUUGAGCAAAUUACGUUGUUUCAACCUGCAUUGUGAAAAUACUACCUUUUGGGGUUUUGGUGGGGGAGGGGAACAUAGGGUACGGAGUUGUUUUACAGUGGGAAGUCUGCGUAUAUUUCUGUUGAAACUGACCCCAGAAGAACGACCCCUUUUUGGACAGCCCAACCAAAUUAACCUGUGACUCGAAUUGCAGUUUGCCCUAUGCUGUCAUCCCAUUAGGGCAUUUAUAUUGUACAUUUAGUCAUUCAGUUGUGCUUUAGAAAUGUUCAUUUGCCAUGUAUGUUUUUUUGUCAGUUAAUGUGUUAAAUAAAAAAACGAUGCCUACAAAUA
Molecule: messenger RNA, 2446 nt
Organism: Salvelinus namaycush (lake trout)
Lineage: Eukaryota; Metazoa; Chordata; Actinopteri; Salmoniformes; Salmonidae
Product: RNA-binding protein 39-like
Exons: 15
Coding region: 370-1905 (511 amino acids)
Biological process (GO): mRNA processing
Cellular component (GO): nucleus
Molecular function (GO): RNA binding
Source: RefSeq, a predicted model, not a curated record